This is a messenger RNA of Peniophora sp. CBMAI 1063, 360 nucleotides long. The record is from the annotation of a GenBank genome assembly. NCBI's taxonomy places the organism in Eukaryota, Fungi, Basidiomycota, Agaricomycetes, Russulales, Peniophoraceae.
AUGGCCACCUCUGUUCGCCGACCUGCAGGACCCUCCGUCUGGGACAAGCUCAAGAUGGGUGCUCUGAUGGGUGGCGGUGUCGGUCUCAGCAUUGGUUUCAUCUUCGGUGGCUACACCAUCUUGAGGGGAGGCGCCGGCCCGAACGGCGCUCUCGCCACGCUGUCUCAAUACAUGCUCGGAAGCGCUGCCAGCUUCUCUUUCUUCCUCGCCAUUGGAUCGGUCAUUCGUAACGAGGACCUGCUGCCACCGCAUCUCGAGGCGGCACGUCGCCAAAUGCUUCCUCCGCUCGUGCGUGCCCGUGCAGAAGGUGCCACCCUUGUCCGCGCGAGGUGGGAGGCCGAAAAGCGAAGGACGGCGUGA